Sebastes umbrosus (honeycomb rockfish) is the source of this 4498-nucleotide messenger RNA. Its product is annotated as 12-(S)-hydroxy-5,8,10,14-eicosatetraenoic acid receptor-like. Gene Ontology annotation, molecular function: G protein-coupled receptor activity. Gene Ontology annotation, cellular component: membrane. The record is from RefSeq and is a predicted model, not a curated record. Lineage: Eukaryota; Metazoa; Chordata; Actinopteri; Perciformes; Sebastidae. Gene Ontology annotation, biological process: G protein-coupled receptor signaling pathway. The transcript has 3 exons. Bases 1206 to 2243 code for a protein of 345 amino acids.
CCCAAAAGUCGCAUAGUGACGUCUCUCUAACUGAAGCUACGAUGUCUGUGUGUUUUGUACUGGGAUGGUCUCACACCAGCAACCGGUUUCGCUCGUUCUCUCUCUUCCCGGCUGAUAAAAAGAGCAGGAGCCGCUGGAUAAAACACAUCAGGUAAGACAACGUUACAUUUGUGAGUGGAACAUAGCUGGCUAGUGUUGGUGACGUAUGUUGUCCAAGACUUGUCCAAAACUAAAUGAUACAACGACAAAGUGAGACUUUUUUUUACUUGCAAAAUGAUGUUUUAAAUUGGCAAACAUCAUAUGUGUGAUUCAUGGCACAGCUCAAACAGGAUCUAAACUUAUUUGUCUCUCGCCGUUGACGACCAUUCAUAUUUUUUCCGAAAUAAGGUCCCAUGGUGGUCCACCGGAAGGGGAAGGACUUCGCCUCUCUAUAUUCAACACAAUCUUUUUCCUCUUGAGUCUCUCUGUCCUCCCAUCUGUACGACAUCAUUGAUCUUGUCCCUAGAUGACUUCAUAUGUGAUUUUCCCACUGCUAUCGAUACCACAUCCAAGAAUAGAACUUGACAUGUGCAGGCUUGAUGGUAUCGUUCUGAACAGCCACCUGAGGAAUUUCACAGGAAAAACACCUUGAACGUGCCAGCUUCCAGUUACCACUUGCAAUAAACAAACUGUUGAUGAUUUAUCACCUUCUCUUAUAAUACUACGAGGUGUUUAAGGUGGAAACCAACAUCUUUCAUGCUGUGCUUCUGAGUCAGUUAAGCCCCUGUCUUUAAACCACACCUCCAGCUGACAACAAAUUCUUCCUCUCUGAAGGAUCGGUGGCAGCCUCACAUAAAAAGGGCUGACAGACUCACUGAGACGGGGUGUUCUCUCUUCUCUAUAAUCACUACUUCUUUUUCAGCUCAUGCUGUGUUUACAGUGCAUGUUUCCCCAGCAUGUUUUGGCCAGCCGAGUUGUGACAGAGCUCCAGAAUCAGUGCAAGGCUCUCAGAAGGGGACUGUUGAAUUUAACGGAUCACAGUGAGAAGGGGAAUCGGUGCCUGAAGAGAGACGAUUCUGGGUCAGAGGCAGCUACAACCACCUCCAAAACGAAGGAUUUAACCUGCCUGGAAACAACUUUAACCCUUCCUAUUGCUUCUGUUUUACAUAAAAUAGGACUUCUUUGACUGCAAUUCAUUCCACUGCUGUGGAAAUAGUGCUACUUCAAUGAAUUUGACAUUCGGACAACAAAACAUGUCUACAAAUGGAACCAUUGACCACUGCAAAGUACCCAAUAAUUUCACAUACAAAACCCUCUCCGGGCUGGUGAUUGCAGAGUUCGUGCUGGGUCUGCCUCUCAACCUAUCGGUCCUCUACGUCUUCAUCUUCAGGUUCAAGUUCUGGAAGAACAAAAGUAUCUUCCUGUUCAAUAUUGUGGUUGCUGACUUCUUGCUGGUGGCCUGCCUUCCUGCCAAGGCCCACCAUUAUUGGAAUGGCCAGAGACGCAGCCCGCAAAAAGUGGCGUGCAAGACGAUGCUCUUCAUGCUGUUCCUCAACCGCGGAGCCAGCAUCGCCUUCCUCAUCACCCUCUCCAUCGACCGCUACUUCAACGUGGUGCAUCUCGGGAGGAGGAAUUUCGUCAAAGUGCUGAAGAAAUCUCCUCAGAUCUCCAUCGUCAUCUGGCUUCUCUUGCUGCCUCUCACCAUCCCCACCAUGGUGGGAUCCUUUGAGUGCUGCAACAGCCACGGCCGCGAAGUUGAGACUAUUUAUCACGAUGUGACAGACACCUUCAGAGAGGUCGUCUACUUCACCCAGAUCAUCAUCCCCUUCAUCAUCCUCGUCUACUGCACGGUGCGCAUCGUCAACCGGCUCAGGAAGAAGACAGUGGGGGAGAAGACCAAACUGAGGAGAGCCGUGUGCGUGGUCAUGUCUGUUGUCGUCGUCUUCUCUAUCUGCUUCCUGCCCAGCACUGUAGCCCGAGCGGUGCUGCUGGGCGUCAGGCUGAAGAAAUGGCAGGCUGCAGAGGACGUAGUGGUUCAGGUCUACGACAGCCUCAUGGUUUUGUCUUACAUUGACUGCCUGCUGGACCCGCUGGUGUACUGCUUCUGUAACUCAGGGUUUAAAGAUGCUUACAUAAACACCUUCUGUCCCGCGUUUCUCCGGGAGAAACUGCAGAAUACUGACUUUGGCUUGGGAACAACAACGAAUACAACAAUUACAACUUCUGGAGUUAAAACUAAUUCUUUGCCGCUAUUAGAGAAAUGAUUUUUUUUUUUUUUCUUAAAAGGUGCAGUGUGUAGGAUUUAGCGGCAUCUAGUGGUGAGGUUGCAGAUUGCAACCAACUGAAACUUCUCCCAUGUGCUAAGCGUGUAGGAGAACUACGGUGGCCGAAGCAAAAACAUGAAUGUCCCUAUCUAGAGCUAGUGUUUGGUUUGUCCGUUCUGGGCUACUGUAGAAACAUAGCGGCCGGCUCCGUGGGAGCGGGUCUCCCUAUGUAAAUUAUUUAUAAACGGCUCAUUCUAAGGUAACGGUAUUUUCAGGUGAUUAUAGUCUAAAGAAAACAUAUUUAUUAAUAUUAUAUUGCAUUUCUGCCAAUAGAUCCCCCUAAAUGUUACACACUCUUCCUUUAAAUUGAAUGCCUAAAUGAUGAAAGCUAUCUCCAAGGUGUUUAUUUACCAUUACCUCUCAGCCAAACAGAUAAACCUGCAUAACCGCUGGUCCGACCACACUGGAGUUUUCAGCUACGCUGGCAGAUAAAACUUUUUCUUUGGAAAUGUGGGGCAUUUAUCGAGCAAUACUGAUAAAUUACUCAACCUGACCUCAUUCCUCCUCCUUAGAAUUUGUUAUCUGUGGGCAUCAUCUGAUAAAACCAUCAUCAAUCUAAAUGGUGUACGUGGAGCCCUGUUUGUGUCCAGAUGUUCCACUCUGUAUCAUGCACUUAUUUGUGUGUAAUCUGCUGAUAUAUUUUCUCACUGUAACCGUCCAGAGUUUUUAAUAACCUUCUAUUGUAGCUACCCUUUGAACAUUUUAAGAACUUAUCAUAUGCUCAAUAAUGGGCCUCAUGCAGGAAGCAUUAUACAAACAAAUGUUCUCUUAUUUUUGUUCGUAUCGACGAUUUGUUCUUAUUUUGUUAGGACCAAUUGAUUUCUGGGAUUCACCAGUUUCAUUUUUUUCAAAAUUUUGCGAUUGGUCGACAGAACUCUUACUAAGAUAAGAGAAAACAUCUCGCUUUCAUAGCCCACAAAUUGUGCUCAUCUGCUCUGUAGUGUGUAGGGGACAUUACCUAUGCCAAUACAUGUCCUCAUAUAGUGUUUAGGGGGCGUUAACAAUGCUAAUGAUUGCCCUUAUUUAGUGUGUAGGGGGCGUUACCUAUGCUAAUAAUAAACAAUCAGCCACAGGCCUCAAGUUUAUGAUAAGGUGGGAUUCAUCAUUCAGCACAUUUGGGUAAAAGCCGAUUAGAAUGAUUGAGAACGUUUGGUGCAUCUGAAGUUGACUUCUCUUAUAUUUUCUAUUAACAGAAAAUUAAAAGAAAAUAUAAUAAAAAAUUAAGAGGAUGUUGCUGCAUGAGGCCUAUUGUGUUAUAUAAAUCUGUAAAUUUAUGCUCUCAAUUGUUCGCUGUAAAUAAAUCACCAAUAGUAGUCAGGGAGGUUUCAGUCAAACAGACAUGUCCAUACAUGCACAUACAAUCCUGUGAUAAGGGUUGUUCAGCCACAAUAACUGUAAACACCUUGGUAGGAGUGCAGGGCUUUAAGUGGAUUAACAGGUUCGUGUAUAAAGUUGAGCUACUGUCUGAAUGGUGUUCCGCUCGUCUGGCUUCAUAUUAUGUGGCUGCCGCCUGAUCUAAUGUAAAAUUCAAUAUGCUAAAUCUUUUAUAAGGAUAUGAGUUAGAUGUACAUUUAUUUUUUCAGCUGCAUGUUUUAAAUAGCACAAUUUAUGUAUAUUUUUAUAUUAUUAUUUACUUGAAUAUAUUAAGGCAUUUUAAUUUAUUAGGAUUUAUUUCAAAGCAGGUGUUAAGAUGAAUAUAGCAUUUCCCUUGUGAUUGUAUUUCACAGCAUAUGAUGGUACCUGUAAUAACUACAAAGUACUCAGCAGUAGCAGUACAGUAUAGACCACACAUACUGUACUGCUGUACUGUACGUAUUCUCUUACAGUGUUUGCAGAGCUCUCAUUCACCACUCAGGAAAUAUAUCUGUGUUCGUUAUCAGAAACCAGUUGUACCUGUCCGCAUUGGGGUUUUCCCUCUGUGCAACACAUUGUGAACUCCACCACCUUUUCUAACAUUGUUAAACAUUUCAAUAUCGCACAAAUGCUCAUUGAAGCUUGUGGAAUUCAUUUCUUUCUGUGGUUGCGUUUACACGUCCCAUCUACAACUGAUGUGUAACUAAUUAUUCAUGUUGUUGUAGGGCUGCAUGAUUAUGGCCAAAAUGAUAACCGUGAUUAUUUUGAUCAAUAUUGAGUUCAUUAUUAUUUAUCACAGUUAUUUAUUGAUUUUAGGGACACAAUAUUUCUAUUGCACUUUC